CUUCAGUGCGGCAACUUCGCUGACCCGCAAAACCAGAGAAACUCCCUCACCGCGACGAGCCCCACCGCGCGUGGAUUUUACAAAAGCGGGCGACUGUACGAUCCUUGGCAGUGUUCUGAGACUGUACAGUCACUUUUGCCCUGCUGGUGGACUUUACUGCAUUUUCACGGUCAGUUUUGCGUCCUUUUCUGUGAUUUAACGCGAGCGUCUGCGGGGGGUUUGGAGCGCGUCCCGUUUGCGCAGAGGUCGCACUGCUGUUGAACUGCGGGAGCUUCGAGGGGACAGAGAGAUGACAGCGGAGAAAGAGAAGAAGAGGUGCAGCUCAGAGCGGCGUAAGGAGAAAUCUCGAGACGCGGCACGCAGCAGGCGCAGUAAGGAGACGGAGGUGUUUUAUGAAGUGGCCCGCCAGCUGCCUCUCCCACACAGCAUCAGCUCACAUCUGGAUAAAGCCUCCAUCAUGAGACUGGCCAUCAGCUACCUGCGGACACGCAAACUCCUCACCUCAGCCGGUGCUACUGCCACAGAGACGACAGACAUGGACAGACUGAUGGACAGUUGGUAUCUGAAGUCACUGGGUGGCUUCAUUAGCGUGGUAACAUCAGACGGAGACAUAAUCUUCUUGUCAGAGAACAUCAACAAAUUCCUGGGUCUCACACAGGUGGAACUCACAGGGCACAGCAUCUUUGAUUUCACUCACCCCUGUGACCACGAGGAGAUCCGCGAGAACCUCAGCCUCAAAGCCGGCAUGGGAAAGAAAGGCAAGGAGCUGAGCACAGAGAGGGAUUUCUUCAUGAGAAUGAAAUGCACAGUCACGAAUCGCGGGCGCACCGUCAACCUCAAGUCAGCCAGCUGGAAGGUGCUGCACUGCACAGGGCACCUGAAGGUGUGUAACGGCUGUCCCGCACGAGUGCUGUGUGGAUUUAAAGAGCCGCCUCUCUCCUGUGUGGUCAUGAUGUGUGAGCCCAUCGCCCAUCCAUCAAACAUCGACACGCCGCUCGACAGCAAGACCUUCCUGAGUCGCCACAGCAUGGACAUGAAGUUUACUUACUGUGAUGACAGAGUUACUGAGUUGAUGGGUUACAGUCCUGAAGAUCUUCUGGGCCGGUCGGCGUAUGAGUUCUAUCAUGCUCUGGACUCCGACAGCGUCACCAAAAGCCACCAGAACCUGUGCACUAAGGGCCAGGCGGUGAGCGGUCAGUACAGGAUGUUGGCUAAGAAUGGGGGCUAUGUGUGGGUGGAGACCCAGGGUACCGUCAUCUACAACAGUCGCAACUCCCAGCCCCAGUGCAUUGUGUGCGUGAACUACGUGCUGAGUGAUGUUGAGGAGAAGUCUAUGAUCUUCUGUAUGGACCAGACUGAGUCUCUGUUCAAGCCUCAGCACUUGAACUGUUUCUUCAGUCCAAGCACCAAACUCAAAGAGGAGCCUGAGGAUCUCACCCAGCUGGCACCUACACCUGGUGACACCAUCAUCUCUCUUGACUUUGGUAACCCCCAGUAUGAGGAGCACCCGAUGUACAGCAAAGUGUCUGCUGUUGCCCCUGCUGUCUCUCACUCUGUUCAUGAUGGACACAAGACAAGCUACGCUGGAGACAUGGCCAAGAUGGCCGGCACUUUCUCUGUGCCUCAGGCUCUGCCGGCCAGCAGUACAACUCCCAGCCUGAGCAGCUGCUCUACACCCAGCAGUCCUGGAGAUUACUACACCUCAGUGGACAGUGACCUGAAGGUGGAGCUGACCGAGAAACUGUUUUCCUUGGACACACAAGAGACAAAGACUCCCUGCAACCAAAAGACUGACCUGAAUGAUCUGGACUUGGAGACUCUGGCUCCCUACAUCCCCAUGGAUGGUGAGGACUUCCAGCUCAAUCCCAUCUGCCAGGAGGAUCCGUCAUCUGAGAUCGGGGCCCUGGGUACCAACCAGCAGAGCUUCAGCAACAUCACAAGCCUCUUCCAACCCUUGAGUUCCCCUUCAGCAGCCCACUUCCAGCCCAACAUGAGUUCAGGAGGGGACAAGCAGAGCAUCAACAGAGGCUCUGUGGAGUCCUGGCCAUCUGUACCCUACAGCAGGGGCCCCAUGCAGAUGCCUCCCUACCAUGACCCCGCCAGCACCCCGCUGUCCUCUAUGGGAGGCCGUCAGAAUCUGCAGUGGCCGCCUGACCCUCCGUUACCCAGCAAGGCUGGAAUGAUGGAUCCUUUAGCUGCAAAGCGCUCUUGCCAAACUGUGCCAGCAAAUCGAAUGGCGCCUUAUUUGCAAAGGCCCAUGGAGAACUUUGUGCAGAACUACAGAGAUAUAAGUCCAGCUCGACUUGCUCUCGCUAACAAUUUCAAGCGCUCGUUCACACAGAUGACAAUGAAUGAGCCGCCCAUCACAAAAUCACAACAGCCAAUGUGGAAGAGACUUCGGAAUGAGAGCUGUGCCGUUAUGGACAGAAAAUCAGACAAAGGCAUGGCCCCUAAUGGAGGCAUGGACCACCAGCACAGGAAGACCCAGUAUUCAGGGAAUCAGGCCGGACAAGCGACAAAGAGCUUUAGAGAAGAGUGCUGUAACUACAGAGAGUUCAACAUGCAGCCUUCCUCCAAGAUGGAUGGAAUCGCGAGUCGUCUUAUCGGGGCCUCCUUCGAGACCUACUCUCUGCCUGAACUGACGCGUUACGACUGCGAGGUCAACGUCCCAUUGCAAGGCAAUCUUCAUUUGCUGCAGGGCAGUGACCUCCUAAGAGCAUUAGACCAGGCCACUUAGACCGGUUUCUCCACAGAAAUGCAGUCCCACUUUCCCCCGAACCCUAUCGCUCAUCUCACACUCACCAUCCCAGCUUUAGCCCAUCCCACAAACACCCUCUCACAGUCAUAUCUACCUGAGCGCAUACAUGACAAAUGUAGCUUUGAUUCUAUUUUUAUUGUCUACGUCUUCAUAAAUUAUAUACAUGUGCUAUUUUUUUUAGUUACAAGACGGUUUCGGAAAUUAAUUUAAGUAAUUUUGUAGGAGUUGAAAUGAUGUUGCGUUGUGUCUCUGCUUGUCAGAUCACUCGGCGAAGCGGUUUUCAGCAUACUCUCCUUUUUUUUCCUCUAUCAAUGUCAGAGAAGAAAAGCAAAAAAGAAUCUACUGUAAGCUACUUGUUUUAAAAUGUUCUAAUUUCUUUUAUUUUUUCUAACUUUCCUACCUCUGACACAUCAUUACAGACCCCAUGAAAUCAAAAGGCUAGUUUUGAGCUCAUCUAUACACUAAUGCAGUGGUUUCCAAAGAUGUUUUAUUAAAUAAUUCAAUCAGCAUUAACAAUAGCUGCUCUUCAUACAUGUGCUGCUGUCUUUCCACUUGCACAAACACGUUCACUCUGAGUGAAGGGUUGCCAGAUUUGACAAAAAACAACCUGGUCUAAUACAGUGACCCUUGUUAUUAUGCUUUAGGUAGGUAGUAUUCUCUAAACAAACCCCUUAAAAUGAAC
Molecule: messenger RNA, 3440 nt
Organism: Sinocyclocheilus grahami
Lineage: Eukaryota; Metazoa; Chordata; Actinopteri; Cypriniformes; Cyprinidae
Gene: epas1b
Product: endothelial PAS domain protein 1b
Exons: 16
Coding region: 290-2737 (815 amino acids)
Biological process (GO): cellular response to hypoxia; regulation of transcription by RNA polymerase II
Cellular component (GO): transcription regulator complex; cytoplasm; nucleus
Molecular function (GO): RNA polymerase II transcription regulatory region sequence-specific DNA binding; protein dimerization activity; DNA-binding transcription factor activity, RNA polymerase II-specific
Source: RefSeq, a predicted model, not a curated record